AUGCAGGUCAUCAAGACUCCCCUCAUCGUCUUGAUCACGGUCGCUGCUUGCGCUUUGAUUGGUCAGGCCGGCCAGGCUGCCGCUACUCCCAUGCUCUAUGCUAGGGACAUUUCUGCAGGUGAGUCACGAGCGCUUGCAAUGAGAUUCAUGGGCCCGUCUUUCUGAGGCGGCGGCGCUUAGAAAGUGCCACGCCCAAUGUUCAGAGCACGACGUGCCGCAGCUUGAGCGACGUCAGACGUCCAAGGGUCGUCAGACACUCCUAG
Molecule: messenger RNA, 263 nt
Organism: Ceraceosorus bombacis
Lineage: Eukaryota; Fungi; Basidiomycota; Exobasidiomycetes; Ceraceosorales; Ceraceosoraceae
Source: the annotation of a GenBank genome assembly